This is a messenger RNA of Capsicum annuum, 1690 nucleotides long. RefSeq names its product cytochrome P450 71D7. Bases 16 to 1560 code for a protein of 514 amino acids. NCBI's taxonomy places the organism in Eukaryota, Viridiplantae, Streptophyta, Magnoliopsida, Solanales, Solanaceae. The transcript is spliced from 3 exons. The record is from RefSeq and is a predicted model, not a curated record. Gene Ontology annotation, molecular function: monooxygenase activity; heme binding; iron ion binding.
UCUUCGCCACUAUAAAUGCAGAACUUUGAAGAAUCACCAAACACAUUACUUAACUCUCCCAAAAUGCAAUUCUUCAGCUUGGCUUCCAUCUUCCUUUUUCUAACCUUCCUCUAUUUGUUAAGGAAAUGGAAGAGCCAAACCAAAAAAUUUCCUCCAGGUCCAUGGAAACUUCCUUUUAUAGGAAACAUGCAUCACAUGGCUGGUGGAGUUCCACACCGCAUUCUUGGAGAUUUAGCCAAAAAAUAUGGACCGAUCAUGCAUCUUCAGUUUGGUGAAGUUUCUGCAAUUGUUGUUUCUUCUUCUGAAUUGGCUAAACAAGUACUGAAAACUCAUGACCUCGCUUUUGCAUCUAGGCCUAAAAUCAUAGCCGCGGACAUUAUCUGCUAUGAUAGGUGUGAUAUUGCCUUUAGCCCCUAUGGUGAAUACUGGAGACAAAUGCGUAAAAUUUGUGUCUUAGAAGUGUUGAGUGCAAAGAAUGUUCGAGCAUUUAGCUCGAUCAGACAUGAUGAAGUUUUUCGUCUCAUUGACUCUAUCCGAUCAUCUUCAUCUUCUGGUGAGCUGGUUAAUUUUACUGAAAAGGUCACUUGGUUCACAAGUUCCAUCAUAUGUAGAUCAGCAUUUGGGCAAGUACUGAAGGAACAAGACAAAUUUGUUAAACUAAUGAGCAGAGUGGUAACCUUAGCAGGAGGCUUUGAUAUGACUGACAUCUUCCCUUCAUUCAAGCUUCUUCAUUUUCUCAGUCCAGCAAAACAAACACUUCUUGAUCUCCACCGUAAGGUAGAUUCAACUGUUGAGGAUGUCAUCAACGAGCAUAAGAAGAAUCUUUCAACUCAGAAGAAUGAUGAUGCAUUAGAAGGUGAAGACCUAAUUGACGUCCUACUAAGACUUAAGAAGGAUGGAGCUCUUCAAUUUCCUAUCACCAACAACAAUAUCAAAACUGUUAUUAUUGACAUGUUUACAGCUGGAACAGAAACUUCAGCAGCAACAAUUGUAUGGGCUAUGGUUCAAAUGAUGAAAAAUCCAAGUAUAUUCAUCAAAGCUCAACAAGAAGUACGAGAAGCCUUUAGAGACAAAGUAACGUUCAAUACUAAUGAUGUGGAGGAACUCAAGUACUUAAAGUUAGUGAUUAAAGAAACUCUGAGACUUCAUCCUCCACUUCCACUUUUGGUCCCAAGAGAAUGUAGGGAAGAGACUGACUUAAACGGCUACAUUAUUCCUGAGAAGACCAAGGUCAUGGUUAAUGUUUGGGCAAUUGGUAGAGAUCCAAAAUAUUGGGAUGACGCAGAAAGCUUUAAGCCGGAGAGAUUUGAGCAGUCUUCUAUUGACUUUCUUGGUAAUAAUUUUGAAUAUCUUCCCUUUGGGAGUGGAAGGAGGAUUUGUCCUGGAAUAUCAUUUGGCUUGGCUAAUAUUUAUUUACCGUUGGCUCAAUUGCUUUACCACUUCAAUUGGAAACUCCCUACUGGAAUGAAGCCACAAGACUUGGACAUGAAUGAAUUGGUUGGGAUAGGAUCUGUCAGAAAAAAUGAUCUUUACUUGGUUGCCGCUCCUUAUCAAUCUUAAUGGCAUUGCUUUUCAAAGCUCCUUUGUCAUCUUUACUCUUAUGGCAUCUUUUCUCUAGUGUUUUAAGUUUAUCGGUUUCCAAUGCAUGCAUCUUUCAUCAAAUAAGAAUAUAUCAAAAUAGUUACACUCA